AUGCCUUCAAGAGGAAAUCCAAACGUCCCCAACAAACAGCGCAAGACUGCCGGACGUGCCAAAGUCAAAAAGCGCAGCGCAACAAAUGGCAUCUCCAAGAACCCCAGGGGAACAGCCAGGAGCAGUGUUCUGCACCCAACGAGCGGACCUCUAGCACCUCUGUCAGGCAAGAAGGCGAGGAAGGUUGAGAAGGCAAAGAACAAUGCAAGGAGAAGAGCCUUGGAGCAGGCCAUGAAGGACGAGGGAGAGGUUGAAAUGACUGACUCUACAGAUGCGCCCAAGACUACAAAAGCCAAGACAAAGUCGGCCAAGGAAGCUGGAGAUAAGAUGGAGGUUGAUGCUAUUGCGUGA
Drepanopeziza brunnea f. sp. 'multigermtubi' MB_m1 is the source of this 351-nucleotide messenger RNA. The record is from RefSeq and is a predicted model, not a curated record. NCBI's taxonomy places the organism in Eukaryota, Fungi, Ascomycota, Leotiomycetes, Helotiales, Drepanopezizaceae.